Coffea eugenioides is the source of this 2174-nucleotide messenger RNA. RefSeq lists its product as uncharacterized. The transcript is spliced from 9 exons. The record is from RefSeq and is a predicted model, not a curated record. Gene Ontology annotation, molecular function: zinc ion binding. The coding region runs from base 198 to 1766 and encodes 522 amino acids. Lineage: Eukaryota; Viridiplantae; Streptophyta; Magnoliopsida; Gentianales; Rubiaceae.
UCAGUAUCAAUAUCGGUAUCGAUUGCCAAAUUGAAAUCCUCCCUUGGCUCUCUCUCUCUCUCUCUCUCUCUCUGAGAGACGAAUCUCUGUCAGCGUUAAGGAGUUGUCUGUGAAAAAUCCACCAGCAGCCUAGUACUGUAUUGUGAUUGGGACUUUCUGAGUUGCAGAUUCUCUCCUCCUCCCUUUUACGUGCAUUUAUGGAAAAUUCUCAAGAGAAUUCUUUGACUAAACACCAUGUCGACGUUCAGGGGCUGGUGGCCUCCUUACCACCCUCCUUCCCCGCCGCCUCAACCGCCAUUCAUCCACCGCCUGCUGCUGGUAUCCAAAAGGUUAGAGAAUCAAGUGAAAUAGUUGAGGAAUCAACAAGUAGUCAGCACCAAAGGAAUGAAAUUUUAACUGUGGAUAUACCCAAAACAACAGCUGAUGGCUCCAUAGACGAUUUUGUGAGGAUAAACGUGCCUCCGUCACCAACUCCUAAAAAAGUGAACUUUUCACCAUUACCGAGUCCCGGUCAUAUCAGGUUUAAUGGAUCCCCGCUUCCCUCCUCAUCAAACAAGGGUAAAGCAUCAAUGAAGAGCCUCCUGCCUAAACUGAGCUUUAAGUUUCGGAAUACAGAUUCAGAGAUCGAAAAGGCAGCCAUGCUAGCUCUAGGUUCUCCACUCGGACCACAGGAGAAGAGGUCAAUUACAAGGACAUUUUCUCUUACAAAGCUAUUUACACCGAGGAUGAAGAGAACAUCAUCUUUACCAGUAACUCCAAUUGCUCAUUCAAAUCCAGAGUCAACACAUGGAGGGAAUGGAAAUUCAGUUAAAGGUGGGACAUUUUAUCCCAUCCACCGCUCACGCUCAGUCCCGGUGUUAAACAAAGAUGGAAGUGUAAGGCAGAUUGAUAACUUGGGUGGUGUAAUUCGUGUCAUCCCUGCUACUCCACGGGUUACAGAACACAAUGUACCAACACUGGACGCAACUGUGAAAGUUGAUAUAGAUGGAAGUGAUAAUAAUGGUGAAGAUAUCCCUCAAGAAGAAGCAGUUUGCAGAAUCUGUCUGGUUGAACUAGGGGAGAGUUCAGAAACCCUUAAGAUGGAAUGCAACUGUAAGGGUGAACUUGCCCUGGCCCACCAAGAUUGUGCUGUGAAAUGGUUUAGCAUAAAAGGUAACAAAACCUGUGAUGUCUGCAAGCAAGAGGUUCAGAACUUACCUGUAACACUCUUACGAAUUCAAGAGGGUCAGCCCCGAGGAAGUGCAGCAGUUAGGUCUAUUGAAGUUCCUCGAUACAGGGUAUGGCAGGAUGUUCCGGUUCUUGUGAUCGUCAGCAUGCUUGCUUACUUUUGUUUUCUUGAGCAACUUUUGGUUAUAAAAAUGGGAUCUGGUGCCAUUGCCAUAUCUCUACCCUUUUCCUGCAUAUUGGGUCUUCUUGCAUCCAUGACAUCUACUACAAUGGUAAGGAGAAGAUAUGCAUGGAUGUAUGCAACUAUUCAGUUUGUUUUGGUGGUUCUCUUUGCCCAUGUUUUCUACUCGCUGCUUCAUGUACAGGCAAUUUUAUCUGUGCUGCUAGCGACAUUUGCUGGAUUUGGAGGUGCGAUGUGUGGGACUUCCAUUGUUUUUGAACUCAUGAAAUGGAGGAGACGGUGGAAUGCUUGGUCGACUCAGGAACGCACCUCUGAGGAGGUUUUGAACCCAAAUGAGUUGUCAGAUGGAAGGGGCGCACAACAAACUGAGCCUCCAGAGGCAGGUAGUAUGGUCACCUCAGGGAUCGAUCGUGGAUAGACAGUGAACACAUUGACCCCGCGACCACCAAACAGCAGUAUGCCAAUUGUACAGGAAAGUGCUACUACUACUGGUUACUUGAAAUAUACUGCAUUAUAGAGUCUCAUUCGACUUUGUGGCAACACUUGACACCUGUUGUCAAAAAUUGUGAAACUCAUCGUUCAAGCCAACAUGGUGAUGCGACUUCCAGCAAGAGGAGCAAGAACCAGAUACAUCAGUUGCUUUUGGAUUCUUUCAGGGAAUGGUGUAUAUGUCAAGUUUAAGCCAAUCACCAAUUGCAUUGGCGUGGGGGGAGGAUCAGAUCUGUGAAGUCUGAAUCUUUCACCUGUUGUGUUACCUUGGCUUUUGGCUUUGGGGUGAGGAUUAGUUGCCUCUUUUGCGAUAUAUGAUAAGCGAAUCAAUUCAGUA